UAUAUUUAUUUAUACACCACCUCAUGUAAAGGGUAAAAACACCACCUCCCUCCUCUCUUCCCUACCAAAGCAUAUUCUCUCAUAUUCAGCAAGCCACAUAACAUACUUUAUUCAAGUUCCCUUCUUGAUUCAUCAACUAUGUCUUCUUCACUUUGCUCACAAGGAGUGGUCCUUGCCACAGCCAUGGCUGUUUCUGGCACUGUAAUUGUACUUGCCUUUCGCCUCCAAAAAUCUCACCUUCCUUCUGGUCAAUUCCCUGGUGAUCGUCACCAAAUUCCACAGUCUUCACAACAAGCUCUAAGGUCCUGUAUCUCAUCAGAGGGGAAGAAGAAGAAGGGAAAGAAGAAAAGGGUGCACUUUGCUGAGGAUGUGGUGGAUCCAAGAGGGGACGGGGAGGAGUUUAGGAGGCAACAUGAAGCCGUUUUUCUUAGUCAAAAUUCUUGUUCUUCUUCUUCUUCAUCAACAUCAACAGAAUUCAAGAAAAAUGGUCAGCAAAGAAGAAUGCCUGCAAACAGAGCUGCUCUCUACAAUGGGAUUCUUAGGGAUCGUGGGGUCCAAAGAUUAGCUUACUCUUGUUGAUUGAUUGUUCUUGUGUACAAAGUUUUGUGGUUUCAUGUGUAAUUCUCCUUUCCUUUUUUUCUUCCAUCUCUGUACACAGUUUUUUAAUUUUUUUUUUUACUUUUCUUGUAUAUACAAUUUUUACAAGGAAAAAAAAAAAGGGAGGGCGGGGUCCACAACCUGUUAUUGUUUCUGAUCAUCCUAAUUGGGUAUAGAGUGGAUCUUCUUGGAGGGAGAGGAGAGCAUCUUGUUUGUAAUUUUGAUGAGGGUUAGUGUUCUUCUCGGAUUUUGUUCAUAAGAAAAACAAAAUCAAGAAAAUAUUCUCUGGCU
This is a messenger RNA of Populus nigra (black poplar), 888 nucleotides long. RefSeq lists its product as uncharacterized. The record is from RefSeq and is a predicted model, not a curated record. NCBI's taxonomy places the organism in Eukaryota, Viridiplantae, Streptophyta, Magnoliopsida, Malpighiales, Salicaceae. The transcript has 2 exons. The coding region runs from base 139 to 579 and encodes 146 amino acids.